This is a messenger RNA of Halteromyces radiatus, 330 nucleotides long. RefSeq lists its product as uncharacterized. The annotation marks the transcript as partial. Lineage: Eukaryota; Fungi; Mucoromycota; Mucoromycetes; Mucorales; Cunninghamellaceae. Gene Ontology annotation, molecular function: protein dimerization activity; DNA-binding transcription factor activity, RNA polymerase II-specific; RNA polymerase II cis-regulatory region sequence-specific DNA binding. The transcript is spliced from 2 exons. Gene Ontology annotation, biological process: positive regulation of transcription by RNA polymerase II. The record is from RefSeq and is a predicted model, not a curated record.
GACUCUGAUGAAGAUUCCACUGAAGCCCCUCGUAAGCGUAACAGUGGUCGCCGUAAGAUCAAGAUUGAAUAUAUUGAAGAUAAGAACAGACGCCACAUUACUUUCUCGAAGCGAAAGGCUGGUAUCAUGAAGAAGGCUUAUGAACUCUCCACUCUUACGGGUACACAAGUGUUAUUAUUGGUGGUUAGCGAAACUGGUUUGGUCUAUACUUUCACUACUGUCAAGUUGCAACCCAUUGUCACGAAACCUGAAGGUAAAAGUCUGAUCCAAGCAUGUUUGAACGCGCCUGACCCAGGUAUGGAAGGUGCGGGGGGUGUAAUGGUAAGUUGA